AAGUCUUGCUUGUGUGUGUUUUCCUUUCACUUUUGACUUUUCCCAGCCAUUCUUGGGUGUUAAUUUUCAAAGAUUUGGUGUGUUAUGGAUUUGUGGUGAGCCAGGGCACGGUUGUGUUUGUGAACCGCCCCGUCGGGAUGGACGGAGGGACGAUAGGAACGCCCCACUUUCACAGCUGCUUCUUUUGCAGCUAAACUUGCCGUCAUGGAGGACUGCUGUGUACAGGAUCACAUGUAAAUACCUCUACAAACACGAAUGGCUGCCUUAGAAAAAGGAUAACAACAUAAAGACGAAUGGGUGGCUCAUUUUUUGUUUCUGGUGUUGGUUUGGUUUGGUUUGGUGACGACUCAUGGAUGUCGAAAGGCUGCUGCAUUCACGUCCGGUGAACCUGGUGGAGCCAAUGAGUGUAGUGAUGGAUGAUGAUUUACCUGCUAAGAGGGUGUCCACCAAGAGCAAAGCCCCGUCCCCACCAGCACUCAACACUUUGGAUUCCUCCCAUUUCUCCCACUGGUAUCCAGGAAGCGCUCCUUUCACGAUGGACCACAAGGACAAUCUCACCAAUAAAGACCUCUCUCUGGUUGUGGUUUUGCCGGACGGUGUGGAAAAGAUGACCACGGUUCACGGCAGCAAACCUCUCAUGGAUCUGCUGGUGACGCUCUGCGCCAGGUAUCACCUCAACCCGUCGAGUCACACGCUAGAACUGAUGACGGCCGGCCGGCACAACAUCAAGCUCAAGCCCAGCGCUCUCAUCGGAACCCUGGAUGCAGAGAAGAUCUUACUCAGACCCAAAGGGGAUGAUAAGAACAAGAAGAGCGGUCCUCACGUGCCAGAGGCCACAGUCCGGAUGGUGAUAAACUACAAGAAGACCCAGAAAACUAUUCUAAGGGUGAAUCCCCAAGUUCCCCUGACUGAGCUCCUCGCAGCAAUCUGUGAGAAAUGUGAAUUUGCAGAGGAGACCACCGUUCUACUGAGAGACGUGCACUCACUGACCCCUUUGGACUUGUCCUGUUCCCUCAAUGAUUAUGCAAUCAGGGAGCUUUAUGCAAGAGACACCAGAGGCGCUGCUUCUCCCACAUGCCCAUCCUCCCCCACCCAUGCAGCAGCAGUUCCACCUGGGAAAGAUAAGCAUCAGAAAGAAAAAGAAAACAAAGGCCUCUUCAGCAAGUUUAGAAAAAGCAAGAAAACCUCUGAGCAGGCCACGACGGCUAGCGCCCCCGCUUCCCCAGUGCUGGUGAGCAAGCCUCGACCGCUCAGCAUGGCCUUGCCCAGCUCCACCUCUCCUCCGCUCGGGUCCCCGACGUCACCCGUCAGCGACGCGCCCAAGAAGAGACGAGCACCUCAGCCGCCCAUCCGCGUGUCUCAGAGCUGCCGCGCCGACCCACGCACCCGCCAGAGACUCUACUCAGAACCAAACCCCCCACUGGACUCUGAUCAGGUGUCGGGUUUAAGCCGCGGCUCCUCAGCAGAGUCGUCUCUGAAGAGAACCAAACGCAAAGCUCCUCCGCCUCCGACACCACAAACUCUUCCUCCUCAAGGAAACACUCAAGACGUUGAGGAGGUUCAAACGCUGCAGGAGAUCAUGGAGGAAACGUCAGCCGCUGGCGUCCAGAGAGAGGAGCCAAGUGUCAGCUCCGUGUCGGCCAAAGACCUUGGGGAAGAUCAGCCUCAUGAUCUGUCCUCAGAUGGCAAGCAACCGCAGGACAGCGUUCACGCUCUGCCACUUCACACGCGUGUCGCAACACCAGAUGGCACACAGUCAGCUCACCUGGCAGAGAGUGUCGUGUGUCAGGUUGGAGACGAACAUCAUCAUCACGAGUCCACAUCUGACGAUCCUGUGAGUGUCAAAGAGGAGCGCGGUGAUGCAACAAGUCACCUCCAGGAGUCACCGCAGGAUGCAGGAACAUCCGUUGAGGAAAAGACUGCCAAGUCCAGGCAGGAGAUGGAGAUCAUCAGCACGUCACGCCCUGCUGGUGAGGACGUGGAAGUUCAAACGGAACUCACAGAGCAAGCUCUGCCUUCUGUGGAGGAGAUGCGACCCACAGAGCUGGAAUGGAAGCAAGCCUCAGAGGUUUCCUCGUGCCGUCUUGCAUCUCCAAAAGCCGGCGUGAAGGUGGAGCCAAAGCCCAAAGCGUCCAAUGAGCUGACGAGGGACUACCUUCCCAAGGUGGGGAUGACCACCUACACCGUGGUGCCUCCCAAACCCAACGAGAAGCUGAGAUACUUUGAAGUUGCACUGACACUGGAGUCGCCGCCCCCCCUCGCAGCACAAGAAGGGGAGGGGCCGCACCCCCACAUACCCAGGGACCAAUCACUGAGCGGCACCGCCGCCACCCAAGACACUGUCCAUGGACGUCUGCAUGAAGCCUGCAGCUCACCUCCAGCAGGUUCAUCAGGGGAGCCAAAGGCCACCAGAACCCCGCCCGCAACCAAACCCAAGCCCGGUUCUUUCCGCAUGUCCAAACACAAAAAGACACCUGGAUAUUACGUAACCUCGGCCGCAGAGAAGAGCCCGGGUGUCUGUCCUGCUUCUCAAGUAGAUAACCCAACGUUACCUCCUGCACUUCCCGCUCAGCCACUAGAGGGCGCCGACGAGCAGGCGAGCCCUAAAAGGGACGUGGGGGUGACGAGGCGGAGCGAUCCGCCAUCCAAAGAGUCCAGCUUUGGGUUAAGCUUGGAAAAGCUGCGGAGCUUUGCCGCGCCGAGGCCUUAUUCUCCCAAAACGCCGUCCCGCUUCGCCCAGGCUGUGUCCUCGGCUGUGAAACGCAGCCACUCUUUGUCCCGCGGCCCCAAAUCACCCACUCACUCACCCCUCAAACCCUGCCCCCCUCCCAGUCCUGAACAUCUCUAUUCACUCAUUCACAAAGAUGCACUCUUCCAUGUCAAGGGCGAUGAGAGCGGCGAGGCGGGGGGGGUGCCAGGAGGGGUGGAAGGUGCAGCGUUAAGCGCGCUGGCGGAGAUGGCGGUGGAGAGUUACCCGUAGCGGAGCCUCAUGACGACGUGUCUUCAUCUACUGAGAACAUCCUGUCUGGAUGUUUGGAUGCCAAGACCCCCCAGCACGCUGGAGUUUUACCUCCUUUGCCUUCAUUCCUGAUUCAGAAGUCAUUUCAUUAAGUAACAGCCUGCCUUGAAUUGCAUAAUUUAAUUAUUUUUGUGUGAUGCUCUAACUUCCUGUGUUCAGUAGCAAAUAAGAAGAAUUCCAUAAAUGACCAAGAUGAUUUUCAGACUUGUGUUCAUCAAUAUUGGCUCUAUUUUUGAAAAGUAUGAAAGUCCAGGUCAGGCUUACGGUACUAAUAUCAUUUCUAUUUAAAUGUAUGACUUGUAUGCAAAUAAUAAAGGGGAAGUAGAACGCAGUGGACACUUCUCAUGCUGUAGCGAAGCCUCUGAGGGAGAAGUGAAGGGAACACAGCUUCAAGAGGAAGGAGGUAAGUAAGCUUACCAUACAGACUAAAAAGAUCUAUUUUUAUACAUUACUCAGAACAUAUCAGGAUGAAGUUCAAAUGUGGCGCAGCGGUCCCUCAUAACAUGACUGUUUUUCACAAAUUCAUGAAUAAAUUAUGCUGUUUUGUG
Molecule: messenger RNA, 3567 nt
Organism: Dunckerocampus dactyliophorus (ringed pipefish)
Lineage: Eukaryota; Metazoa; Chordata; Actinopteri; Syngnathiformes; Syngnathidae
Gene: cobll1b
Product: cordon-bleu WH2 repeat protein-like 1b
Exons: 14
Coding region: 350-2980 (876 amino acids)
Molecular function (GO): actin monomer binding
Source: RefSeq, a predicted model, not a curated record